UCAUGGCAGCGGAAUCUAAAGCCCGGACUCAGAAGAAGAAAGGAAAGAAGAAAGGAAAGCACUGGGAAGACAAAGGAGGAGGAAGCCGUUCCGUUCAUGGCUCACUCUCUUGGCUCCAACUCCUUUCUUCUUAAUCCCUCUCAUCGUUCAUCCCUCCCGUCAAAAAAUCACAGAAGGAGUUCCUUUAUUUCCGCGGCGGCGCCAAAGAGGGGCAUCUCCUUCCCUCCCUUUAGAGUCGGGAAGCAAGGCGACGGCGAGCCUGGGGAGGGAAGCAAGCAAGAGGCGCCGGAGAAAGGCAGAAAGAAUCCGUUCAAUUUCGGAAACGUGAAUGUGCCUGAUGUUCAGGCAUUGAUCCCCAUCAGCCAGGCUUCAGCCUUGACGCGUCGAAAGGACAGCCAAACUGUUUUUGUUGCUGGUGCAACUGGCCAGGCCGGUGUGAGGAUCACACAAACACUUCUCCGGCAGGGAUACAAGGUCCGGGCCGGCGUUCAGGACCUUGGGUUCGCGCAAGAGCUUGCUCGCAUUGCUGCUAAUUAUAAGAUAAUUUCCAAUGAGGAACUGAAGCGACUGAAUGCUGUGGAAUCUGCAUUUGAGAGUCCAGAAUCAAUUGCAAAGGCAAUUGGUAAUGCCGCAAAGGCUGUUGUCACUGUAGGUCCUGGCGAGAAUGGUCCGAGCACUGCGGUAACUGCAUUGGAUGCUCUGAAGGUGGUCCAGGGAGCUGAGCUUGCUGGUGUCCAGCAUGUUGUGCUGAUCUAUGAAGUAGCUGUAACUCCAGUCUCCACCUACAACGUGCUAGAUGGUCUCUCAUCCUUCUUCUCGAACAUUUUCUCCUUCAACCAAGAGCUAUCCUUGCCAGAAUUGCUGGCAAAAGUGGCUGAAACUGAAAUUGGUUACACACUGAUUAAGGCCAACCUUGCCGAUGAUUACUCACCAGAGAGCAGCUACAAUGUUGUCAUUAGACCGGAAGGGAGUGCAGCUCAAGAUGACUACAAAGUGUCAAAAUCGCAGGUUGCUACCCUGGUGGCAGAUGUUUUCUCAAACAUAGCAAUUGCAGAAAACAAGGUUGUUGAAGUUGGUACAAGUCCAUCGGCUCCAGCAAGAUCAACUGAUGAACUAUUCAGCACGAUUCCAGAAGAUGGAAGAAGGAAGGCCUACGCUGAAGCUGUGGCAAGAGCUAAAGCAGAGGAAGAAGCACUAGAAGCAUCAAGGAAGGCACAAGAAGCAGCAGAGGCUGCAAGGAAGCUGGAAGAGGAAGUAAAGAAGCUCUCCAAACAGGAGGUAAUAGCUGCCACCUUAGCAGAAGAAGCCCAAGAGAAGGCCCAAGCAGUUGGGUCUAACAUUGACAAAUUACUUAGUAGAGCAAAAUCUGCGGGACAGGACUUCUCCUGGGAGAAAUUAUCAUCUCAGUUUGCAGAUUCCAUCAAACUGAAACCAAAUGAGAUUCCAAAAGUUCAGUUGGCAACAAUUCGUGGACAAGCAAAAGCUCAGACUUUGCCUCCAAAGAAGGCGAUUGUAAAGCCACCAAAGCAGGCAAAACAACCCCAACCACCUCAGCCGAAAUUGAAACCCAAUGAAAAAAAAUCUGAAGUUAGGAAUGUGUUUGGUGGCCUAUUCAAGCAAGAGACAAUCUACAUUGAUGAUGAUUGAAGGCAAAUCUUCUGGUUACAAAGUAGUGAAAAGGGAGUUGUAGGGCCGAGAUUUUGCAAGUGUAUUCUUUCUCGGUGUGCUCCUUUCCAAAUUUUGUGCAGAAGACAUCAAGUUGCAAUACGAUGUACCGAUAUUACUUAA
Messenger RNA from Nymphaea colorata (pocket water lily), 1788 nucleotides. Its product is annotated as protein PLASTID TRANSCRIPTIONALLY ACTIVE 16, chloroplastic. The transcript is spliced from 5 exons. NCBI's taxonomy places the organism in Eukaryota, Viridiplantae, Streptophyta, Magnoliopsida, Nymphaeales, Nymphaeaceae. The record is from RefSeq and is a predicted model, not a curated record. Bases 97 to 1647 code for a protein of 516 amino acids.